Messenger RNA from Penicillium pulvis, 1794 nucleotides. Its product is annotated as inorganic phosphate transporter. The transcript is spliced from 3 exons. The record is from RefSeq and is a predicted model, not a curated record. Lineage: Eukaryota; Fungi; Ascomycota; Eurotiomycetes; Eurotiales; Aspergillaceae. Bases 1 to 1794 code for a protein of 597 amino acids. Gene Ontology annotation, cellular component: membrane. Gene Ontology annotation, biological process: phosphate ion transmembrane transport.
AUGUAUCUUCAUCAGUAUGACUAUAUCUUCGCCAUCGGCACGCUGUUUGCCAUGUUGGAUGCCUACAACAAUGGUGCUAACGAUGUCGCCAACUCGUGGGCAACCAGUGUCUCCUCGAGAUCCAUCUCGUACCGACAAGCAAUGGUCCUCGGUACCAUCUUCGAGUUCCUAGGUGCGGUCACUGUCGGAUCCCGGACAGCAGAUACCAUCAAGAACGGUAUCAUCCCUCUUGCCGCCUUCGACAACAACGCCGGUGUCCAGAUGAUGGCCUUCACCUGUGCCUUGGCCGCCGCCUCAUCUUGGGUGAUGUGGUGUACCCGACACUCCGCUCACGUCUCCUCAACCUACUCUUUGAUCUCGGCUGUGGCUGGUGUUGGUGUCGCAACUGCUGGAGCCUCUCAGGUUCAGUGGGGAUGGAACAACGGCAAGGGAUUGGGUGCUAUCUUUGCGGGAUUGGGAAUGGCUCCUGUCAUCUCAGGCUGCUUCGCAGCUAUCAUCUUCAUGCUUAUCAAGGUGGUUGUGCACAUGCGUCGCAACCCUGUCCCAUGGGCUGUCUACAGUGCACCCCUUUGGUUCCUUGUCGCUGCUACCAUCUGUACCCUGUCUAUCGUCUACAAGGGUUCUCCCAACCUUGGCCUGAGCAAGAAGCCCGCCGGCUGGAUCGCCGGUGUGACUCUGGGUACUGGUGGUGCUGUCUGCCUUCUUUCGGCCUUGUUCUUCGUUCCCUAUGUGCACGCUAAGGUCAUCAAGAAGGAUCACUCCGUUAAGUGGUGGAUGGUCAUCAUGGGUCCUCUUCUCCUUAACCGUCCUACCCCCACCGAUGCCGAGGAGGCGAAGGUUCCCAACUACGCCGUUGUCCAGGAUGAGUACGACGAUGAGGCCUCGACCCACGAGGCUGGCUCUAUUGAUAAGGAUGCUCAGACUUCUACCCUCCCCGCUGAGGACCGCGAGAAGAACAUCAUGCAGGUUGAGGCUCACCAGCCUAGCUACCAGGAGGUCAUGGCUGCCUCCGAGGCUCGUCACCGCAACAAGCUUCUCCAGAGCCGCGGUCCUCUCGGCUGGGCUAUGCGCUUCCUCCGUGAUAACCCCAUGGGACCUGGUGAGCUUUACGAGCUGCGCAACAUCUGGAUGCUCCUCAAGCGUAUUCCUCCCACCAUCGUCUGCGGUCUUCUGUACGGUGCUCACUACGAUAUCCACUCUGCCCAGAGUGGUAUUGCCGGUACACCUGAGGGUGAGCGUAUGAAGCGUGUCUACGCUGCUGCUGAGAAGUACCCCAACGAAGUCGAGCACACCUACUCCUUCGUUCAGGUUCUUACUGCCUGCACUGCCUCCUUCGCUCACGGUGCCAACGAUAUUGGUAACUCCGUCGGUCCCUGGGCUGCCAUUUACUCUGCCUGGUCCACCGGUGAUGCCGCCGCUUCCAAAUCUCCCGUCCCUGUCUGGCAGCUUGCUGUUCUGGCUCUGUGUAUCUCCGUCGGUCUGGUUACUUACGGUUACAACAUCAUGAAGGUCAUGGGUAACAAGAUUACCUACCACUCCCCCAGCCGUGGUUCCUCUAUGGAGAUGGGUGCCGCUAUCACCGUCCUUGUCUUCUCCCAGUACUCCCUUCCCGUCUCGACCUCGAUGUGCAUCACUGGUGCUACUGUCGGUGUUGGUCUGUGCAAUGGUUCCUUCAAGGCUGUCAACUUCCAGCGUGUUGGUCUUUUGCUGCUUGCUUGGAUCAUGACAAUUCCUAUUGCUGGUACCCUGGGUGGUUGUCUUAUGGGCCUGUUCCUCAAUGCCCCACACUUUUAG